AUGGUACCCUCAAAUUUGUUUUUCUCCAGAGAGAUCAGUGGUGAAUCGCUUCACAAAAAACUCCGGAAACCCAAAAACCGCACGAUACCUGGAUGUGGAUCGAAGGAACACGAUUCGUUCUACGCUCGAAGCGGCCAAAGAAAUAUCGUCUCUCUACACGUGAUCCGUGACGCGAGAUGUUUCUUGGAGAACGGCGCAACCGCCGCACACCUCUUCGUAGGCGAAGAUUUGCCGGUCGGUGACACUGUGGGCGUGCUCGGGGUGUUGGGCGACCCCGGGCCCCAGGGCGACAUCGAGCUCAGGCUUCAAGAACUCGACAGCCCCGUCACUUUCUCCGCCUACUCGAAGAAUUUAACUCUUAUCAGACCCCUGGACAAGGAGGGCGUGGAUGGGCCCGCGAGCGUUUACGUGAACGUGAUCUGCGAGAGGAAACACACUUUAGACCCUGGCUUCGUGAUACCGGUCAACAUUCGCGUGACUGACGCCAAUGAUAACGCGCCUCAAUUUGUGAAUGCGCCUUACGUCUUAAACAUCUCCGAGGUCACAGUGGUGGGUACGAGGGUUCUUCAAGGUGUAAGAGCCGUGGAUGCAGAUCAACCAGGACCAUUUUCUACCGUACAAUAUGCAGUUUUGCCUGGACCACACUCGGAUUACUUUGUGUUCGUAAACGCUUUAGAAGGUACUCUGGUCCUAAGGAAACCACUGGAUUACGAAACACUCGCCAAUUUCUCUGUAGAUAUACGCGCACAAGAUCAAGGUAACCCGCCAAAAUCAUCCGCUACGACACUUUACGUCAACGUCAUCGACGCGGAUGACCAAAAUCCUGCCUUUCAAAGUGACCAAUACAAAAUUCUCGUUCCUCGAAACAUUAAAACGAGAAAGACACUGAAGGUAGAUCCAAUGGCGAUAAAAGCGAUGGAUCAAGACGUAGGAAUUAACGCUCCCGUCAAGUACACGAUUCAAGGAGGUAUUCUUCCAUUUCUCACCCUGAAUCCGGAAACAGCCGAGGUUGCCAUAACGCGGCCGUUAUACGAACACGAACUCUUGUCCCCAGCAACGAUCGUCGUCAAGGCUACGCAAUUGGACAAUCCGGAUAAAUACGCUCUUUCCACCAUAGUUGUUUCUCGGGAGACCGAUUGGAACGUCGAACCCACCGCUGGUGGAAGGUUACCUGUCAAAUUUAUACGAAGGGAUCAUCAAACCACUAUCCCAGAAAACACUCCUCCAGGAAGUGUUCUGUUAACGACAGGGGUGAAUAAAUUAGAUUCCAAUUUAAGAUUUUGGCUGGUGGGGGCAAUUGAAGAUCUCGAGAGAUUCUCCAUCACCAAUUCCGGCGAAUUGAUUUUGAAGGGUACUCUGGAUUACGAGAGGAGGGUACAGCACAGUUUUCUGGUUCGCGUUACCGACGGCCAUCACAACGACACUUCACGCGUGAACGUUUCUGUCGAGGAUGUGAACGAAUGGGAACCUCGGUUUCGUCAUCCUAGAUACGAAUUCCACGCAGCGACAUCGAGAGAAGGAUCCAUUGUCGGAAAGUUAGAAGCUGCCGAUGGUGACAGAGACGACAAAAUUAGUUUAUCUCUUAGAGGUCCAGAUGCAAGAUCCAGCAUGAUCCCGGUGAUCGUGCACGUGCCGAAUAGCGGAUCCUUGCCGAUAGCCGCGAGAGCCGCACCCGCCUGGUUGGGAAGCAGCGUCCUCCUUGUCGCCGUUUUCGGCGCUGUUUUGGGUCUCCUUGGUGUUAUAAUACUUGUUUUGAUAUUGUACAUAUACAAAAACAAAAGACCAAAGACGAGCGGGUCCGUGAGCUCGGUCGGGACCGGUUAUCGAGAAAAAUCGCCGGUCCCCUCUGCCCUGAGCCCGACACCGCAAGUGCUCGGGGCAAACAUGCUCCAAGACGCUCUGGAAGUUGGUCCUCGAAGAGGAACUCGUGCCGAGGAUGCGCACAAUAUCGAGGAGAACGGGGAGGAGGAGGCCGGGGACGAUUCAGAGGAAAUGAAUCGUGUCGAUCGAGAGAUCGUCGACGAUAACAUCAACGGCGAAUCUCAGACGGCGAAUAACGACAGUGGCGAUGUUGAAAAUCCUGUUUUCGGAGCGAGGAAUUAUAAUGCCACGAUUAAAAGUGUAACGUCAGCCAGACAAAUACCUGUUUACGCGAGACACAAGAUAGCCCCGGCGCCAAAUCCUCCAGGUUUGUCUGCAACCUCCAACAUACCUAACGUCGGUGGUCUAGUACAAAACAUGAAUGACUUAAGCGCGAAAACAAAUUUGAACGCUAGCUCUUGCCAAUCUUCCAAUUAUUCCGGAGAUGUUCCAGAUUCGUUGGCGUUGCCCGCGUGGCCUGCUUGCUCCGUUUCACAGAGAGUUAAAAAAUUAUCCUGGGACGAUGAUGACAGGACAGUGGAUAGCGUGGAAGUAACGGCGGAAACAAUGUCCAGAAACAGUCAGAUCGGGAACGAACGACUUAAUCUUACCGUGUAUUUUUAAUCAUGAAACGAGAAAGACUGAAAGAGAAAAAAUGGUUCCAAUUUAUUAUACCAUCGAACGAGAAAAUAUUCAUCGAUAGGUUAUUUCAAUAAAUAAAUUCCUUUAAUAAGCAGACAAAUGUUAAAAUGUUCUGUAUCGUUGCCAGAUUAUAACG
Apis laboriosa (Himalayan honeybee) is the source of this 2638-nucleotide messenger RNA. RefSeq names its product protocadherin Fat 4 (gene Cad96Cb). Gene Ontology annotation, biological process: homophilic cell-cell adhesion. The record is from RefSeq and is a predicted model, not a curated record. Bases 1 to 2484 code for a protein of 827 amino acids. The transcript is spliced from 17 exons. Gene Ontology annotation, molecular function: calcium ion binding. Lineage: Eukaryota; Metazoa; Arthropoda; Insecta; Hymenoptera; Apidae. Gene Ontology annotation, cellular component: plasma membrane.